AUGAUUCUUACACGCAAUUCGAUUAUUAUACAAUCCAAAUCGACACCGUAUAUUGUACGCCAUGCAAUUCUUUUAUCUGCUAAACAUCACAAUGAAUAUUGCUGGCAAAAGCAACGAAUUGGACAGCGAGCAAUUGUAGGACCAUCAAGCGGUGGAUAUCAUUUCGUUGACUCAACAGAUCGUCCAUAUCCACCGUUGAGAUUUCGAGCCGAUGAUGAAAUUAUCAAACCGAUUCGUGAAAAGGAAAAGGGUGACUGGAAUAAGUUAACAAUGGAAGAAAAAAAACUGUUGUAUAGAUAUUCAUUUCGGCGAACACAAGCCGAGUUGUUGGGAUGGAAUGUCUACUGGAAAAUGUACUGGGCCUAUGCAUUGAUCUGGAUAUCAAUUGGUCUCGGAGUAGUAGGACUGCUUAAACAUUUCAGUUAUCCUCCCCAGAUACCCACGUUGAGCGAUGAAUGGAAGCAUGCAGCAAUGCGAAAGAUACUAAUACUGGAGAAACCGCUCCCUGAAGGAGCAGCAACGUUAUACGAUUUCGAAAAGGACCGUUGGAAGGAUUGA
Molecule: messenger RNA, 558 nt
Organism: Cercopithifilaria johnstoni
Lineage: Eukaryota; Metazoa; Nematoda; Chromadorea; Rhabditida; Onchocercidae
Source: the annotation of a GenBank genome assembly